Molecule: messenger RNA, 2871 nt
Organism: Phytomonas sp. EM1
Lineage: Eukaryota; Euglenozoa; Kinetoplastea; Trypanosomatida; Trypanosomatidae
Source: the annotation of a GenBank genome assembly
AUGCUCAACGACAGUUUAGAUGAAUUGGUUGAUAAGCUACGGUACCUGACUGGUCAGGCCGCGCCCACCGCCAAGCCGGCCCCAUCCUUGGGCCGAAGAAUUAGCGAGGAGUGCGCGCUGGUCCUGCAGCAGGCUCUGCGACGGCACCCCGCACUGAGUCUGCUCCCGCUGAGCCGGAAGGGCCUCAUGGAGACGCUGCUUCGUGAGGUAAGGGAAUCCAGCGAGGUGGCACCCUCCCCCUCCUCGGAGGUCGCCCAGCUGCUGGGAUGGGUGAACCAGGCCGCGGAGGAGCUGGAGGUAGAGCGGCUGGGUGCGGUCUUCGCGUCGCCCGCGGUGGCCUACGAGACCUUCACCCAGCGAACCCUGGAUGCUCUGGGGUUGUCCGAGGCACCCCUCAUCGAGCAAACCGUGGAGUCGCUGCCAUGCCCUUGGAAUGUCCUUUUCACACUCCUCUCCGGGCCCGUCUUCGAUGUGGACUUUUCGUCGUUAAAGCGCGCCGAGUUGCGCGUUGAGAAGGCCACCUCCAGUCUUAUACAGGGAUUGCAACGUGUGCACAGCGAUGUGUACGAUACCGCCGCGUGGCAAAACCUCAUCGGCAGCAUGGAACCCUUCCCCAUCGCGGCGGUGCGCGGUGUGUGGCAUGCGAUGCUGUAUUUCUACCCCACCAGCGGCGCCACCGUCUGCCGGUACCUCCAGAAGGAGUUAGCGGAGCUGCGGGCAACAUGGACCCCCAUCAACAAAUGCAGUGAGGAGGUCGACGCGAAGCACGUGGUAAGCGAUUGUCUGCGAAUUCUAAACACGUUUUUCCGCCAUUUGCCCCUCACGUUUAGCUGUGAUCUCUAUAUUAUGUUCUUCGAUUUCAUCACAGAAUAUGUGCAGCCGGAUAACAUGACGAUGGACACGAUUUUCCGAGUGUGUCUCCGGCGCGACGUCGGGGAGUUGCCGCAGAGCAUGCCGCUGUGGAUGCGGUACUUAAGUUGGCGAUCUACCACGCUUACCGGCGCGGUGAGGCGGCGAGAGUGGGUACGGAAAAUCUACACCCGGAUCUUGCGGACGCCUCUAUUGGAUCUGGACAGCGCGAAGGAACAUUUCGAGGCAUUCGUCUUGGCUGACCUCCACGGACGUCUCCCAGCAGAUGAAAGAACAAACAUUGAGAGGCGCUUUACCCGAGCUAAAGCCGAGGCUCUUGAGAUCGAGGAGCUGCUGAAAGGUCUGCAUGACUACCUGCCCCGCCCAUUACAGCUGUACGAAUCCAGCCGCAGCCUCAGCAUCGGGUUGAGUCGGGAGUUGGAGGCGUGGUCGUGUUGGCACGCGUUGCUGGGAAAAACGAAGCGCCGCGCAACUCAGGAUCAGAGUUCAGACCCGCUUUACUACCUUCGACGGCGGAACUUUCUACGGAUGCGAGCCUGCUGUUUCCCGCAUCAGGUGGAUAGCUGGGUCGAGCUGAUUUACUUUUGUGUCCACGAGGAGCACGUCCUGUCCGAGAAGGAAAGGACUUCCCACGCUGAGGAUGCUGUGGAGCUCGCACGGCAGUUUCUGCCCCACUCGACGCUCAUGAAUCUUUUAGUAGCAGACAUCACCGCGACUCACUUCGGUGAUUGCGCUGGAUCCUUUCGUUGUCUCCGAGACGCUUUAGUGUACUCAAAGUCUCUUUUAAUGGGUGUUAUCAAGAACCCCAGCGGAGACGUACCGUCGUCGGACCCUAGUUACGGGAGUCCAACGCACGCCCUUCGGCUCCUACAGGACAUCACCAUUGUUUCCGUAAACUGGAUGCGGAUGGGAUGCUAUCAAGCGGACCGCUUUCAUAUUUCGCUGGUAGCUCGUCACAUGAUGCACACCAUAGAUUUUCUCUCGCUAACCAUGGCUUGCAUACGGAAGUUCAUGAAGUCCGGUGAACUGCACGAGCCCACGGCCUUCUUGCAACCCUUUAAUGUGUUCUGUUUCCACUGGAUUCAAUUAGAGGUAAUUCGGAAUAAAGCCCUGGAAAUUGGACUGGGUGUGUUGAAGCAGUGGAAGGAGCACCUCAAGAUGAUGAUUACGUCUUCUCGCGGAAAGCAGUGGAACUUGAAUACGUGCGGAGUCAACGACCUUUUCAUAGAAGCCUGUCUACUGCUUCUUCGCGCCGAUGCAUCCUCCUCCGCGAUCGUGUUCGGCAUCCUCAAGGAGCUUGAAGGGGCCGUCGAAGCGGCAGAUAUCGCAGACGGCACGCUCCACUACCUCGUCGCGCAGCUACGUCAUCGGUGCUUUAGCUUACAAAACGGUGAGGAUUACUCCUGGGGGGAUGACCAGCUUCACCUGAAGCUCCUACGACCUAAAGCGGCCCCGCAUCGAUACGAUACGGCGCAAUUCUGCAGUUCACUGCUCCGUCAAGCGGAGCUGCAGGAGGUGCGCGAGAUGGCGAGGCUAGAGAUCGCCAAAUCGCUACCCAACGUCGCCGACGGCAAGGAUGGCUCCGCGCUUGUCUACCCCGAAGAGGGGGCGUGGCUGCCCACAGAUGCGAUCGAAAGUGACACCUGGAGAGCACAACCCUCGCUCAAGCAGCUGCGCAGCGAGGAAUCGGGCGCGCCUGUGACCACCGACGCGCCUCUUUCCCCGCUGAAGCCUCAGAGGCAGGAAUCCGCAUUCCACAAAACUUCUCGUGGAAUUCUUUCCCUGUCAACGACACUGCCAAGCCUCGAGGAGUGUCUUUCACGGAACAAACCAGUGCCGCCGGUUGAUAAGCUCGAUGCCCUUAUUAGGGCUCUGCCCACACUUACACAGUAUAACCCUGAGAUAGAGGAGCAGGACGCAAAGCCCCCGGCGAUCUCGGUCGAUUGGAUCCUCGACACGCUCGCCGCUUGUGCGGCAAUUCAAAAGCACAACGAUAGCUAA